UUCUUGCCAUUCCCGCCCUCGAUGCUCUUGAAAGGUUUCCUCAAUUUCCAAGAUCAAGUAGUCAACUUCUCUGGGAUUUCUUGUGCGGAAAAGCCUCUGCCCUUUCUCCUCGCUUUCCAGUGUUCCCAGUAACUUUACCUGUGAACACAGGUUGUUUCAUGGCUGGUGAAGAAAUAUGCAAACUGAACAAACUUGUUCUGAGGCUAGUCCAUGAAGUUGAUGUGAAGAAUAAACAACUCAUAGAACUUAAGCAUAAGUAUAAUGGGGUUAACUCCGCUCAUGCACAGGCAAUGGAAGAAAAAGAAAUGAGAAAGAUGCUGUCCAUUGUACAUCACUAUUCUCUUCAGAAGGAAAAGUUAAAGUUGGAAUUAGAAUCUCUGAGAAAAGAACUUGAGCACCAAAAGGAAGAAGCUGAAAGGAUUCAGGUGCAGCUCGACUUUGAGCCAAUGGAAGCAGAAAAUAAAAUAGAAGAGGUCAAAGGGACAACGAAAGUAAAAUCCCACCAGAUCAUAGGUGCUGAUGAUUUGGAUCAGCAUGAUACUGCCGAGUCAUAUCAUCAAGAAACUGUGAACGCCCUCAUUCGCAAAGAGCGCGCCAGUAACUCUGAGCUUCAGGACGCUCGUAAAGCAUUGAUAAAGGGUUUGGAAGACUUAUAUUGCCACCACCGUUCUUCAGUUUGGCUCAAGAGAAUUGGAGAACUUAACGUAAAGCCAUUUCGGGAUGCUUGCCUCCAAAGGUUUACAAAUGGUGAAGCAGAUACUAAAGCUGCUGAACUAUGCUCCUUGUGGCAGGAGAAAAUCAAAGAUUCAAGAUGGCACCCAUUUAAAAUUGUGACCAUUGAUGGAAAGCCCCAAGAAAUAAUAAAGGAUGAUGAUGAAAACUUGAAGUCCCUAAGAAAUGAUUGGGGUGAGGAUGUGUAUAAUGCUGUGGCAAUGAGCUUGCUCGAGGUACUUGAGCACAAUCCAAGUGGGGGGUAUGCAUGUUCAGAACUUUGGAACUUCAAGGAGAAUAGGAAAGCAAGUUUGAAGGAGGUUAUCGAGCAUUUACUGAAGCAGGUGAAAACUCGUAAAGCUUCUAAACGCAGGAAGCGGCAGCUCAGUUAGGUAAGAAAUAUUGCAUACAUUUUAUAUUAAGUACACAAUAUUAUCAGUUAUAUAUAAACCUCCUAGUGAUGUGUAUGAAAAUGAAUGCAUUAUAUAUGAUGGUUGAUUAUGAUUAUGAUAAUCCCAUGUAGGAGAACGAAGGACUAUGAUAGAGAUAUAUUUAUGUAAUAAUGUAAUGCUCAUCUGCAUCCGCUGUUACAGCUUUACUCU
Messenger RNA from Asparagus officinalis (garden asparagus), 1313 nucleotides. RefSeq names its product factor of DNA methylation 5-like. The transcript has 7 exons. Gene Ontology annotation, biological process: gene silencing by siRNA-directed DNA methylation. NCBI's taxonomy places the organism in Eukaryota, Viridiplantae, Streptophyta, Magnoliopsida, Asparagales, Asparagaceae. The record is from RefSeq and is a predicted model, not a curated record. The coding region runs from base 159 to 1103 and encodes 314 amino acids.